UAAAAAAAGAAGAGAAAAAAAGAUGGUGUUUCCACUCGAAAGCUUGUGUGCGUGUCUGCUUGUUUUAGCGAUCGUCCCGUCCUCAUCCGCUUUUCCGGACCAGGGGAAGUGGUCCUUCAAAGUCGAAAAUGUACCGAAGCACCUCUUCGCGGUUCAGAAGAGCCUGUACCGAGCAUCCACUGUAUCCAUCAAAAUCACCUGCGACCCGAGCAAUCCCGCCAGCGCCAACAUGAACGUUUUGGUCGGCUGGACGCUGCUCAAGUCCCCCUGCUUCCAGGAGUUCCUCGACAUUGAGACGCUGACGCAAGACACCCUGUCCAAGUUGUACACCGGUCUGAAGAUCUUCGACUAUGGGGACGUGUAUUACAAGUCUUCCGAAGAGCUCCACCCCUGCUUCCACGUGUUGGACCUGUCGCCUCACAGCUUGAUCAAGCAGAUGACCAACACGACAACAGCAACGAAAUCUAAACCGUUCACUAGGGCAUCCACUUUGGACUCCGAGCUUCAAUCAUACCCAUCUCCAGCCAGUCUUAGUACAGCAGUGCAAAAUCCCCACCUCAAGUAUGCAUUGUAUCUCAUACUCUGUGCUAAAAGAGGUGCCCAGGGAGAAAAGGGCAGCCCUGGAUGCCAAGAGUGUCGUUGCGACGAAGUCAACGACAAAGACGCCAGUUCUGCCAACCGAUACAACCAAAUGAGUCGCACGCCGUUUUCUUGCCGACUGGGGCGAUCUCGUAGCGAUUGCUCGAACUUGUACGCACGAUGUGACUCUGUUGCGUCAGUGUUGAGGAAUGAAAUGGGUAAACAGUGUGCUUGUGUGAGCGUGCAAAAUCUUGUUUAUUUUUUUGUCUUAGAUCGAGCCCCGGAGAAUGUGACCGACGUCUUGGAUCCCGAAAACCUUAAGAAAAUCUUGGCCUCAGAUCCAAGGCCCCUAGCCAUCCUUGACAAGGAUGGCAUCUACAUGCUCAUCGUGUCCAUCUCGUCCGAAGACGAGAAGAACUUCACGGUGCAAGUGGACAUGUCUCUGAAGGGGACGUAUGGCUACCUGUCAGCUGUGGAUUGGCCGUUCCUUCCGUUCUACGGCGUGAUGUGCGGGGUGUACGUGCUGUACGCCGUCGGCUGGCUGCUCGUCUCGGCGCUGCAGUGGCGAGACCUGCUCCGCAUCCAGUUUUGGAUCGGCGGUGUCAUUUCCCUCGGCAUGCUGGAAAAAGCGGUCUACUAUGCGGAGUACCAGUCAAUCAACUACACGGGAUAUUCGGUGCAAGGAGCGGUGCUGUUUGCCGAGGUGCUGUCGUGUCUCAAGCGGUCCCUGGCCCGUUUGCUCGUCAUCAUCGUCAGUCUGGGCUUCGGUAUUGUCAAGCCUCGCCUGGGUGCCAUGCUACACAGAGUGAUCAUUGUCGGAGGGGCCUACUUCAUUAUGGCUUCGGUCGAAGGCUGCCUUCGCACACUCAAGCCCAAGAACAAUCCAGAUCACCUCCAGACGUUCCUGGGUGUCGGGCUUGCCCUCGUGGACAGCGGGAUCUGCUGGUGGAUCUUCAGCAGUCUAAGCCAGACGACACGAACGCUGCGCCUACGGCGCAAUGUAGUCAAGCUGUCGCUCUACAGGCACUUCACCAACACGCUCAUCUUUGCUGUGCUGGCAUCCAUUGUGUUCAUGGUCUGGGUGACGUUCGACCAUCGUACCGUGGAGUGCCUCACGGACUGGAAGGAGCUGUGGUUUGACGAGGGCUACUGGCAGCUCCUCUUCUCUGUCGUGCUGCUGGUCAUCAUGUUCCUGUGGAGGCCCACAAACAACAACCAGAGGUACGCCUUCACGCCGCUGCUCGAUGCCGCAGAUGACGAGUUCGACGAGGACUUCCAGCAGCCGGCAAACGACGCUUUUGAGGGAAUGAAGAUGCGGGGAGGCAAGCCUGGCAGUCUCCCUUCGAAAGACAAGCAGGACAACAACAGUGCGGAGGACGAUCUCAAGUGGGUCGAAGAAACGAUACCUUCCUCGUUGAGCGACACGGCACUUCCAAGUCUCAUGGAUUCGGAUGAGGAGAUCAUGACCGUGAGAUUCGAGAGGAACAAGAUGGAAUGAGCGCCGGCUCAAGUUGCGCAAGGGACACCAACUUCCGUCCGGCCAGAGUGUCGAAAGUGUCGAACUGCGCCCGUGAACGUGGCAGAGACCGUUUCAAUUCCCAAGAAAGAAAACGCAGAGCUGGAUCUCGCUGGAACCCGUCUUUUCUUUUUAAAUCAUACGUCGUCUCCCCUUGUGUUUGUUUAUUUACCGACAGAAGACGAUGCAAGUGCACCCAUGCCUACCAAGAAACAGUCUUUCACACAAACGGUUUCACGAGCUUCUUAUGUGCCAGUCUUGUGUUGUAUUUUUUUUGUGCAGCGUUUCCUCAUUGAUUUUUUGCCCACCUGAAGUUGGUCUGUCUGCGCAGUGAAUAGAAUGUGCACAUCCCAACUCUGUUUGUUUCCUCAACGGUUUGCCUAGUAGCAAAUUGCGCAGUGCCGCGGUGACGGUCGAGAAUACGGCGACGGAGCAUAUCGAGAAUUCCCGCCGAGUGACGGUGCAUUCGCAGAGUUGACGUCGAUCCCCGAACACAGGCGAUUCUGUUCGGGUUUAUUUCUGCGGCUAUCGCACUCGACGGCUUCCUACUGGUCAAAGAAGCUUUGUCUGCAGAGCCUGUGGCAUGCCUGUUUCGGAUGUCUUUUGCAGGAAAUGUGUACAAAGUGCUUUAAAUUAUUUGUAGUGUCUGUAGAUACCCAAACAAUAAAGUUUAAUUUCGGCUUCGA
Molecule: messenger RNA, 2781 nt
Organism: Ixodes scapularis (black-legged tick)
Lineage: Eukaryota; Metazoa; Arthropoda; Arachnida; Ixodida; Ixodidae
Product: transmembrane protein 87A
Exons: 23
Coding region: 23-2077 (684 amino acids)
Biological process (GO): retrograde transport, endosome to Golgi
Cellular component (GO): membrane; Golgi apparatus
Source: RefSeq, a predicted model, not a curated record